GCUUCCGGUCUGCUGAGGCUCCGCUUGGGCGCGUUGCGUGGUUUGUGUCGCGCGGAGGUAGGCCUCUGUGAGCAGGGCGGGAGGUGAGGAAGCCGGAGACCGCGUCCGACUCCACAGUCCAGAUUCCAGCGGGAGCGCGCGACAGAAAGGAGCCAGGAACCUCGAAACGACGUGUCCGCUGUUUCCGAGGGGGCAACUUCCACGAGGAACUCCCCUUCCCUGGUAACGGCCAGAAAGGAGGAGAUGGCGCCAGUCAGGGAGCGGCUGUGGCCCAGGCAGUGAGGGAAGCUUAAGGCGGAGCGAGCGGGAAGCGUCGGGAGAAGUGUCGGAGCCCUCGCUGCCAUCGCCGCGGCCGCCGCCAUGGAAGGAGCCAAGCCGACGUUGCAGCUCGUGUACCAGGCGGUGCAGGCGCUCUACCACGACCCAGAUCCCAGCGGCAAGGAGCGCGCCUCGUUUUGGCUUGGGGAGCUGCAACGUUCGGUUCAUGCCUGGGAGAUUUCUGAUCAGUUGUUACAGAUCCGACAGGAUGUGGAAUCAUGCUAUUUCGCUGCCCAGACCAUGAAAAUGAAGAUUCAGACCUCAUUUUAUGAGCUCCCUACGGACUCUCAUGCUUCUUUAAGGGACUCAUUGCUAAUUCAUAUUCAGAACUUGAAAGACUUGUCACCUGUCAUUGUAACACAGCUGGCUUUAGCAAUAGCAGACCUUGCCCUACAGAUGCCCUCUUGGAAGGGAUGUGUACAAACGCUGGUAGAAAAAUAUAGCAAUGAUGUAACUUCUUUGCCUUUUUUGCUGGAGAUCCUUACAGUGUUACCUGAAGAAGUGCACAGUCGUUCCUUGCGGAUUGGCGCCAACAGGCGCACAGAGAUUAUAGAAGACUUAGCCUUCUACUCUAGUACCGUGGUAUCUUUAUUGAUGACAUGUGUAGAAAAAGCAGGAACUGAUGAGAAGAUGUUUAUGAAGGUCUUCCGCUGUUUGGGAAGUUGGUUUAACUUGGGAGUUCUCGAUAGUAACUUCAUGGCUAACAAUAAGUUAUUAGCACUUCUGUUUGAGGUUUUGCAACAGGAUAAGACUUCCUCUAACCUACACGAAGCUGCUUCAGACUGUGUGUGCUCGGCUCUCUAUGCCAUUGAGAAUGUGGAGACUAACUUGCCGUUAGCCAUGCAGCUUUUCCAGGGAGUCCUGACUUUGGAGACUGCCUACCAUAUGUCUGUGGCCCGGGAAGAUCUAGACAAAGUUCUCAACUACUGCCGCGUCUUCACUGAACUCUGUGAAACUUUCCUGGAAAAAAUUGUUUGUACUCCAGGCCAGGGGCUGGGAGACCUGCGGACUUUGGAGCUGCUCCUCAUCUGUGCAGGCCACCCUCAGUAUGAGGUAGUAGAAAUUUCCUUUAACUUUUGGUACCGACUAGGAGAACAUUUGUACAAAACCAAUGAUGAGGUUAUUCACAGCAUCUUCAAAGCGUACAUUCAGAGGCUGCUUCAUGCCUUGGCUCGACACUGCCAGUUAGAACCAGACCAUGAGGGAGUUCCUGAAGAGACUGAUGACUUUGGGGAGUUUCGAAUGAGAGUGUCAGACCUGGUGAAGGACUUGAUUUUCUUGAUUGGAUCUAUGGAGUGUUUUGCUCAGUUGUAUUCUACUCUGAAAGAAGGCAACCCACCCUGGGAGGUGACAGAAGCCGUUCUCUUUAUCAUGGCUGCUAUAGCAAAGAGUGUUGAUCCGGAGAACAAUCCUACCCUGGUGGAGGUGCUGGAGGGAGUUGUGCGGCUCCCGGAGACUGUGCACACAGCUGUGCGGUACACCAGCAUCGAGCUGGUGGGCGAGAUGAGCGAAGUGGUGGACCGCAACCCCCAGUUUCUGGACCCUGUAUUGGGCUAUUUGAUGAAAGGCCUGUGUGAAAAGCCUCUUGCUUCUGCUGCAGCUAAAGCCAUUCAUAACAUUUGUUCAGUUUGUCGGGAUCAUAUGGCUCAGCACUUUAAUGGACUCCUAGAAAUUGCCCACUCCCUUGAUUCUUUCAUGCUGUCUCCCGAAGCUGCUGUGGGCUUGCUAAAAGGAACAGCUCUGGUCCUAGCAAGACUACCUUUGGAUAAGAUUACGGAAUGUCUUAGUGAGUUAUGUUCUGUUCAGGUUAUGGCAUUGAAGAAGCUGUUGUCUCAGGAGCCCAGCAAUGGCUUAUCUGCAGACCCCACUGUGUUCCUAGAUCGCCUGGCAGUGAUAUUCAGACACACCAAUCCUAUUGUAGAAAAUGGACAGACUCAUCCGUGCCAAAAAGUCAUCCAGGAAAUAUGGCCAGUCUUGUCUGAGACUCUGAACAAGCACCGAGCUGACAAUCGCAUCGUGGAGCGUUGCUGCAGAUGCCUGCGCUUUGCUGUUCGCUGUGUGGGCAAAGGGUCUGCAGCUUUGCUACAGCCACUAGUCACACAGAUGGUGAGUGUGUACCAUGUACAUCAGCACUCCUGUUUCCUGUACCUCGGCAGUAUCCUUGUGGAUGAAUAUGGCAUGGAAGAAGGCUGUCGGCAGGGGUUGUUAGACAUGCUGCAGGCGCUAUGCAUUCCCACAUUUCAGCUCCUAGAACAGCAAAAUGGUCUCCAAAAUCACCCUGACACUGUAGAUGACCUAUUCAGGUUAGCCACCCGGUUUAUUCAGCGCAGCCCCGUCACCUUGCUGAGGAGCCAAGUAGUCAUCCCGAUCUUACAGUGGGCCAUUGCGUCUACCACCUUGGACCACAGAGAUGCCAACUGCAGUGUCAUGAGGUUCCUGCGAGACCUCAUCCACACAGGAGUCGCAAACGAUCAUGAAGAGGACUUUGAGUUGAGGAAGGAACUGAUUGGCCAGGUGAUGAACCAGCUUGGGCAGCAGCUUGUAAGCCAGCUGCUCCACACAUGCUGCUUCUGUCUGCCCCCUUACACCCUACCAGAUGUGGCGGAAGUGCUCUGGGAGAUCAUGCAGGUCGACAGGCCGACUUUCUGUCGGUGGCUAGAGAAUUCCUUGAAAGGUUUGCCAAAGGAGACAACGGUGGGAGCUGUUACAGUGACACACAAACAACUUACAGAUUUCCACAAGCAAGUCACUAGUCAGGGACCACCGCGCCCACCCGCCUUCUGUCUUCCAGUGCUGAGGAAUGUAAGCAGGUCUGCUGGGCCUUGCGAGACUUCACCCGGCUGUUCCGAUAGCUCAAGCUCCCGCCCCCGCACUGUGCCUGUCCCAGGAAUGUCUUUUUUAUUAGAAGACAGGAAGAAAACAACCCAGACUGUGUCCCACAAUCAGAAACCUCCGUUGUGGCAGAGGGGCCUUGGCUGCCACCAGAGCAUCCUGCCAGACAGGGAGAGACUUCAACCUUCGAGGCACCCUAAGGAGUCCCUGUGUGGGGCGUGAGGGAGAAACAGCACGGUUUUUAAGGAUGGCUGCAGCCUGUCCGAUGUGGUGGGAGGGGAACUAGUUUCCUGGUGAACUUCUUUUCUAAACGGAAAAAUAAUUUAAGGAAAUUUAAGAAAAGAAAAAAAAAAUUACCAAAAAAAAAAAAAAAAAAAAAAGCUGAGCUGAAAGCAGAACUGCCACGCUGACCUGGCAGCAGAUGCUGCGCACACCCAGACACACCAGCAUGCAGUGCACACGGGAACAACAGUGAGAGCUUGAGACAGCACCUGAGGGAAGUGGGGGGAGGGGCACUGCUCAGUUGGAGUCGAGACUCAGGCCGCUCCCGCCCUCUGUUCUCCUUCCUUACACCGGCCAACCCAGGAACACACACACCAGCUGCCCACCUUUAGAGACGUCACGCAAGGAGCCUGCUCUGUUUUCUGCCGUGGUCAUGGGUGGCGGUCAGGACCAGCCAGGGCCAGAGUUGCUAUCCAUGUAGAGCACAGCCCUGGCUGCCGAGUUGCCGUGUCUGCUCCAGCUCCCAUGCGUUUGCCAUCAGCCCUGGGGACAAGCCAAAACUGGGGUGGAUGGAGAGGACACAGAUGUGUAUUAAAUUUUUUUUUUCUUAGUGAAUUCAUCCAUAAGAUGGGGGGAAGCAGAACAGAGGGUGAGAGUAUGGAGAAAAUGUAUUUGCAGGACUACCUGUAUUUUGCUAAAAAGUGUGAAAAUUAAUUGCCUUCAAGGGCACUGUUCUGUCCUGUGGUGUAGCCAUCUCAAGAAUAAAUCAACAGCACCAAAAAAAAAAAAAAAGGGCAGAAAAAAUAAAAACCAAUUUUUAAAAUUUUA
Meriones unguiculatus (Mongolian gerbil) is the source of this 4200-nucleotide messenger RNA. RefSeq names its product transportin 3 (gene Tnpo3). The coding region runs from base 361 to 3372 and encodes 1003 amino acids. The transcript has 23 exons. Gene Ontology annotation, cellular component: nuclear membrane; cytoplasm. NCBI's taxonomy places the organism in Eukaryota, Metazoa, Chordata, Mammalia, Rodentia, Muridae. Gene Ontology annotation, biological process: protein import into nucleus. The record is from RefSeq and is a predicted model, not a curated record.